AUGCUCGUCAUGUUGGCAAGAGCAUUUCCGACUGCUUUUGCGGUGGCUGCAUCUCGAAGGCGCCAGGCCACAGCUGCACUCCUCCUCGACAGCCGCCGCUCCCGCCGUGACCGCUACCUCUGUUGGACCCACCGCCACCUCCCCGGCGACCCAGAUGAUGUUUCCCUAGGACCCACCCCCGCGGCAGCCGUCCCGCCAAUCAGCCACGCACUCGGCCCGCACCCCACCACGCACCGACCAGCCGGCGCGAUGCAGCCGCCGCCGCCAGCGAUAGGGGGUGACCCGCGGGUCGGCGACGGCGCGGCCAACGGCGGGGCGCCGGAUGACGCCGCCGCCGCUGCCGCCGGCGUCCCCGGCGGCGCUGUCGUGUCGCCGGGUGCAAAUCCUGUUCAGGAUCUUGUAGAUCCGGCAUUCGAUUCUCCAUUGCUGGAGCGAACGGAGCAGACGGGUUUCGGCGCCACAGUGGGUUCUGGAGCGGGCGGCCUGGUGGCUGCGGGACUAGGCACAUUGAUCGGCGGCCCGGCGGUCGGCCUUGUCGCCGGUGCCGCCGGCGCCCUGGCAGGUGCGGCGGUUGGCGGCACCGUGGUGGUUUCGGAGCAAAUCGGCAGUGCGGCGGGGGAUCGAGCGGUAGUGAUGUUGGAUGGAAGAGCUGGGGAGCCGUCGUACGGCAACAUCGAAGCAGUGCGGCAGGCGGUGCCCGAGCAGUCCCGGCGGGCGGAGGAGCCCACCAGCGCCAUCAGGGGGCCGACGUCUCCGUCGCCUCCGCCGCCACCUCCACCUCCACCGGCAGGCAGUCGGGAACCCUGA
Messenger RNA from Volvox carteri f. nagariensis, 807 nucleotides. RefSeq lists its product as uncharacterized. The transcript has 3 exons. Lineage: Eukaryota; Viridiplantae; Chlorophyta; Chlorophyceae; Chlamydomonadales; Volvocaceae. The record is from RefSeq and is a predicted model, not a curated record. Bases 1 to 807 code for a protein of 268 amino acids.